Messenger RNA from Funneliformis geosporum, 660 nucleotides. The record is from the annotation of a GenBank genome assembly. NCBI's taxonomy places the organism in Eukaryota, Fungi, Glomeromycota, Glomeromycetes, Glomerales, Glomeraceae.
AUGACCAUAAAAAUCUCAUUAUUACUCAUAUUCACUUUAGCAUCCUUAUGUUUCGUAUCAUUUGUUAAGGCAGAUAGAGAACAGCAGUUUGAUUAUGAUAAAAAUGUUCUUUUAUCAACUGUGAUUGGUACAAAAACUGAGCAACCAAAGCUUGAUUUACCAAAGAAUCUUACAAUUCCUCAUGAUGAUAAAUUUAAAUUCUUGUUAUACGCACGUGGUUAUCAAAUUUAUAAUUGUAAGGUAGAUAAAGAUCAUGUUGGAACUUGGAUAUUAGCUACACCUGACGCAUAUUUGAUUAAUGAAGAAACCGAAACAUUCACUCCAAAUUAUCAAGUUUCUCAUCAUUUUUUCUUAGAAGAACCAAUCAAUGAAGGAAUUGCAACUUGGGUAUCAAUAAUACCAGGUGAUGAAUCAGGAGUCACAACCAAAGUAUUGGCUACAAAUGAAGCUCCUAACGAUCCAACGAAGAACAUUCCAUGGUUAUUAACUGAAGCAACGGCCAACUAUGGUGACUAUGGUGCUUUCCAUGAUAUUACUUAUUUACUCCGCGUAAAUACACGUAAUGGUGUCGCUCCUCCUAAUGAAAGCUGUGGAACAACUUACAAAAAUGGAACCUUUCACUAUAGUGAAUAUGAUUCUGAAUAUUGGUUUUAUCAUUAG